AUGGAUUGCUUAAUUACUAAAAGUGAAUUUUCUCAAAAGGAAGAGAGUAAAGGAGAAAUUAUGUAAAAUUCAGACUAAUAGAAUACUAAUGAGUAGUCUAUUUAAUAAGAAUAACAAACUAAAAAUGAUGAUGGAUAAGCCAAACCUGAAACUGAGAAAAAAGUAAUUGAGUCAGAUUUUAUUAAAAACUUGAGAAUGCUGAGAGAACAGUAAAAAGAAAAAAUCGAUUCUUUUAAGCAACAAAAAGUGGAACUUUAGUAAAAAAAAGUUGAAUCUGAAUUGUAAGCUUUUGAAAAAUUUAAAGAAGAAAAAAUAUUAAAAACUAAAGAAAAUUAGGAUUAAAAAGAUUGUUCAAAAAAUUCUGAAGCAAAUAUUAAGAAAAAAGUUGAAGAAAAAGCAAAACUAUUGCUAAAUGAAAACUUGAUUAAAGCUCAUGAAUCUUUAUUUUUAAGAAAACCAAUAGAAAAAAGGACAAGCUAACCUGCAAACUUAAAAAAGAAAAAAAAGUAUUUACCAACAGAUAUAAAAUAUAGUCUUUUGAUUUAAUAACAUAUUCAAUAAAAAAAAAAAUUUAAAAAUAAAUUUAUCCGUAAACCCUAACAGUAAAGUAAAAAGGCAUAAGUUUAUAAAGGAGAAGGGGAAACUGUUUUUGUAUACAAAUAACCUCCAAAGCAUCCCAAAGAAAUUGAUGAAUAAGAAUAAAAGAGAAUUAUUAAAGUUUAUGACAAUAAAGUAGAUGAAGAAUCUACUAAAAAACAGUAUAAAAAGCUUGUUAGUGAUGAAGAAUAUGAAAACAAAAAUAAAAGUGAUGCUAAUAAACAAAAAACAUAAAAAUAAAUUUCAAUCCCAAUGUAAAAUAAAUACUAAGAUUAGUAAGAGUAAAAAUAUGUGUUAAAAGAUUAAAAAUUAAAUCCAAAAGAAACAUAUAAUUAAUAAAUUAGUGAAAAUUUAAAAUAAAAUGAUUUUUAAUUACAAUAAUCAAAAUUAUAGAAAAUUAAUUAAGUUAUUUAUAAUAAUCAAAAGCCAGUAGAGUAAAAAUAAGCUCAAAAUUAAUAAAACUUAUAAGAUUACAAUAAAAAAUCAGAACAAAACUAAUUAUCUUAAAAUAUUUUUUAAAAUUUAUAAGAAAGAAGAGAAAAUAAAAUUUAAACAUAAAAUAAUGAAAAUUAAAAUGGAAAUAAGAAUUAUAUUUAACAAAAGUUCACUAAAAGUUAAAGCGAUACAGAAAACAACUUAAAUUAGAAGCAAAAAUAAAUGCAAAAUGACACAAAUAAAUUUUAGAAUGAAGCGAAUGAUUUUAAAAAGCAAUCUUAAACUCAUAAAUAGUCAAAAUAAAAAGAUACACUAAAAGAAGAAGAUGAGUUUGAAUAUAAAAAAUUCUCAUCAAAAGAAGACUAUUAAAAAUAAAAAUAAUAACAACUCCAUGACAUUGUAAGUCAGAAGCUAUCUAAACUUUAGCUUUAAGCUCAAAAUAAAUUAUAAAAACCUCAAAAUUAAAAUGAAGGAAAUAACAACACAUCAGCAACUUAAAAGUAUUUGGAUCAAAGAUAUAGUGGUCUUCAAGAAAAGAUAGUGGAUGUUAACUUUUUAAAAUAAUAAUAUUUGGAUCAGAAUUCUCUAAAAAAUUACAAUAACUAAUAAUAAACAGACAGAGAAAGAUCUAGAGAUUAUAAGCAAGAUUAAAAAAAACAAGGAAUAUAACAAAAUAAUAACCUUAAAAAAUCAGGAUUAGAAACAAACAAAAACAAAAAUUCAAAUUUUAUUGAUGUGGAAGAUGAUAGCGAUAAAGAAGUUAAUGAAUUCUUGUUAAACACUAAUAUAAAAAAUUUUAUUAAAACAUAAUCAUAAAUUAUAGAAGAAUGUCAGAAACAAAUAAUGGAGGAAAAAAUGAAAGAAAGCCAAGAGACUAAACAAAAAGAAACCAAAUCAAUCCUUAAAAAUGGGCAAAAUUAAUAAGGGAAGUAUUCUUUAGUAAAAGAUUAAGACUCUAAAUUAAAGGGAUAUAAUAAUGAAAAAAUGAAUUUAGGAUAAACAUAUAAAUCUCCUUUAAAUAUGCCUCAAACUAGAUUGCAUGAUGAAUAAUUUAUUAACAGAAUUCAAAAUAACUCAAAUAAAUAAAUAAAUUUGGAACUUUAAAAAAAUAAUCAUGAUUUUUACGAAAUCGAAGACAAAAACUUUUACAAGGAGGAUUAAAAUAUAAAUUUCUAAAACCAAUUUUAUGAUAGAAAAUUCCAAAAUAACAUGAAUCCAAAUCAAAAAAACAAAUAAAAUGUAAUAAACUAAAUAUUGGAUGUAAGGCCAAUAUAAAUUAUUAAUGAUAGACCUAUUUAAAUUAUAGAUGAGUCUUAAAUUUAAUACUAUGAUGAAAGACAAGUUAAUUAUAUUCAAGGUAAUAACCAAAAUUAUAUUGAUAGAUUAGCUCGGAGAAGCCCAUAUGACGAUAAAAUUAGAUAGUAUUAGCCUUAAAGUUAUGAGAGCUAAACUUACUUUUAUGAUAAUCCUAAAAGAAGAGUUUUAAGAUAAGAUUUUUAGCAAUUCCAAGAUAAUUUUAUCGGAAAUCAUGCUGUAGAGGUUGAUGAUUAUGAUCACUCAUCCCAAUUUUUAAGAUGCUAAAAUUUAUACAACACACCAAGAGGUAGAGAAAUUAUUAAUAACGUAAAUAUUAAUCCUUAAAUUCCCCCACCUUCAAAUAACUCGAAAAUUACAAGAGAUUUUAAUUUCUUACACCAGGGUUCUUCCAAUAAAGAUAUUGAAAUGUAAAAACCCAAAUCGAAAAUUGAAAUGCCAAAGACAUAGUCAUAGAACUAAUUCUUGAAUGAUUACUUUUCUUAGGCAAAAGAAUAGGACAGAUAAACUCUGGCUCAGAUGUUUGAAGGUAUUAACAGGUUUAAAUAAUUUAAUGUAGAUAGUUUUUAUUGA
Molecule: messenger RNA, 2919 nt
Organism: Tetrahymena thermophila SB210
Lineage: Eukaryota; Ciliophora; Oligohymenophorea; Hymenostomatida; Tetrahymenidae
Exons: 3
Source: RefSeq, a predicted model, not a curated record